AUGGACAUAGAUAAUGAUAUUAAAAGUUUAAAGAAAAAAUUCUUGUUAAAUGGAUACCCCAACAGGUUACUUACAAACUGGGAAGAAAAAAUCAACAACGUAAAUAAUAAAAAGAAUCCUGAAAAGAAUGAAAUAGAUAAUGGAAAGAUUUCAAAUGAAAAUAAAAUGAAAUAUAUUCCAUUUCCUUAUAUUAAAGGUUUAUAUGAAAAAAUUAAUAAAGAAAUAAGACAUACUAAUGUAAAACUUGCCCCGAAAUAUAAAAAUUUUCUUGCCAGAUUAAAUAAUAAUAAUACAACUAGGUCAACAGGAAGACAACAAGUGAAAGAUACAGAAAACGUAGUAUACCAAAUUCCAUGUACAUGUGAAAAUAAAAAAUAUGACAUAGGAGAAACAAAGAGAAAAAUGGAAGUUAGACUAAAAGAACACGUAGCAGAUCUAAAACAUAAUAGAAAUAAUUCAGCCUUUCUCGAACAUUGCACGUUGAAUAACU
This is a messenger RNA of Centruroides sculpturatus (bark scorpion), 490 nucleotides long. RefSeq names its product myb-like protein D. Lineage: Eukaryota; Metazoa; Arthropoda; Arachnida; Scorpiones; Buthidae. The annotation marks the transcript as partial. The record is from RefSeq and is a predicted model, not a curated record. The transcript has a single exon.